CCGACACACAGAUGGACGGCCAGGAUCACGUGUACGUACACAUCGUACGGUGGGAAAGCCUGCUUAGAUCUCAAGCUAAACCAUGGCGGCCACCGGCAACCGCGGCUCGCAGGGGGUAGCUUAGAAUCGAAGCGGACGACGCCACAUAUAUACCGCGGCCGCGGCGGCCCCUCUCCCUCGUCCGUCAGAUACGCGCCCUCGCAUCGCCGCCGAAGCCCAUCGCUCUCACUCUCCGAACCCCGCCGACGCCAGCGCGGGCUCCUGCUCCGGAGGCUUCGGCCGCAAUGGCUCUCCCCAACACCCCGCCCGUGGACUACCCCAGCUUCAAGCUCGUCCUCGUCGGCGACGGCGGCACCGGCAAGACGACGUUCGUGAAGAGGCACGUCACCGGGGAGUUCGAGAAGAAGUACGAACCGACGAUCGGCGUGGAGGUGCGGCCGCUGGACUUCCAGACGAGCCACGGCAAGAUCAGGUUCUACUGCUGGGACACGGCCGGACAGGAGAAGUUCGGUGGCCUCCGUGACGGAUACUACAUCCAUGGCCAGUGUGCAAUCAUCAUGUUCGAUGUCACCUCCCGACUCACCUACAAGAACGUCCCCACCUGGCACAGAGACAUCUGCAGGGUGUGCGAGAACAUCCCGAUCGUCCUGUGCGGCAACAAGGUGGACGUGAAGAACCGGCAGGUGAAAGCCAAGAUGGUGACCUUCCACAGGAAGAAGAACCUCCAGUACUACGAGAUCUCUGCCAAGAGCAACUACAACUUCGAGAAGCCUUUCCUCUACCUUGCAAGGAAGCUCUCAGGGGACAUGACCCUCCGGUUCGUCGAGGAGACGGCCCUCCUCCCCGCCGACGUGACCGUCGACCUCGCCGCGCAGCAACAGAUUGAGGCAGAGAUAGCAGCUGCGGCGGCAAUGCCCCUCCCGGAUGACGAUGAUGACAACAUCAUGGACUGAGCUGAUCAAUUGGAGGCUGCAUAUAUAGUUUCAAUCAAACUCUUAUAAGAAGUGAGACUUCUGUAUCCGUAUCAGACAUUCAGUAGGCAUCUGAUGACGAUGGUUUGUGCGAUAGUUCCAUGUUUUUCUCAGUGGUAGUUGAUCUGAGAUUUCUUUGUCGAGUGCUUGUCAAAACCGAACGAAUGUGAAGGUUAAUCGGUUUCUUUACCAUUCUGGAGUGUGGUGUUCAUUAGAAAAAUCUAAAGAAAAAUCCACUUUUUGCUA
Molecule: messenger RNA, 1217 nt
Organism: Aegilops tauschii subsp. strangulata
Lineage: Eukaryota; Viridiplantae; Streptophyta; Magnoliopsida; Poales; Poaceae
Product: GTP-binding nuclear protein Ran-3
Biological process (GO): ribosomal subunit export from nucleus; protein import into nucleus
Cellular component (GO): cytoplasm; nucleus
Molecular function (GO): GTP binding; GTPase activity
Source: RefSeq, a predicted model, not a curated record